This is a messenger RNA of Helianthus annuus (common sunflower), 521 nucleotides long. RefSeq lists its product as uncharacterized. Bases 33 to 407 code for a protein of 124 amino acids. NCBI's taxonomy places the organism in Eukaryota, Viridiplantae, Streptophyta, Magnoliopsida, Asterales, Asteraceae. The transcript is spliced from 4 exons. The record is from RefSeq and is a predicted model, not a curated record.
CCUAAAAAUAUUAGUUUACCCUUAAAAAUCAAAUGUUCAGUUUCACAAAGCCAGUUUCAUCUAUUUCUUUGACCAUCUCUCUGAUGUCGGUUCUCUACAAUGACAAAAUGAUUUCAUCAAGAUUCAAUUGCCGUCAACCCAAUAACACACAUCUUCAUCAUCUAAGGCUUUUCUACUGCACCAACUAUCAAUUCAUUGAUGACCUGAUAUUAAAAGAGACCAUGUAUGUUGACAAAGGUAUUCCUUUCAGUUUCGUUGGGGUGCUCUUUAUACGUGGAUCACCAGCAUAUAGAACCCAAAAAAAAGUUGGGGAAGCUAAAGCUCCAGGUGUCCAUGGUUUCAGGCAUGUUUUUGUAGUUUUGAUUGGUUUAGUCUCUUCCUUAGCUGGUGUGAGUUAUUGUUUUUGAAGGGCUGCAGCAAAGGCCUCUGACCAAUCUAUGUAAGAAUGCUUUAUCGUUCUAUGUAAGAAUGCUUUAUCGUUCUAUGGUCUUACGACAAAUUAAAAAUCUAUCUUUAUUAUC